CCUGUCUCUUUCGCGUGCGUUUUUGUGACACCACCGACACACCUUGUCGCGAGCGUCACAUCUUUUUGACAGUAAAAGUCUACUAGCUUAACUCAACAACACUCUGCUCUCCUCGUCGACGUCUGGCAACCCUCGAGUCUGAUCAACUCGAAAUUCCGACUUGUCGAGACCUUCAAGACCGAUUAGCAUCUCAUCUCCAACUGAGAUGCCUUACAACCUGCGAUCUCGCCGGGCUUACUCGUCGCCGGCCGCGCCUGCGUCCAGCCCGAUGGUACCUGGUAAGUUCCAAGUUGCUAAAACUGAGAACGUUGAUCCUGCGCUUGACAGGGAGGACGGUCUCUCGGACCACGACAGCGUCUACUCCGGUGGGCGCUCGUCAACGAGUGUUCGGCGCGGUCUGCUAUACAGCCGCGUCGUCACUCCAGAACAGUCGGCGGCGCCUGGCGCCCCGACAGAGGGCUCCGCUGUCAGCUCAGUCGACAUGAGCUUGGAUUCAGUGCGCGGCACCGACCUCGGUCGGAAAGCGGCACUGUACGCCAGAGGUGUGGAGGGCGCGUUCCUUCCUACCGACGGUGAUUAUCCGGACAACGGGGGACGCUGGCACACUGUUACGCGCUCCCGCCGCAGCCGGAGCCUUGAUCCUAUGGACAAGGAUAAUGUGUAUAGGUUAGCUACCAAGGAAAAUACACAUGUUUUGACAACCAACCAGAGGGAAGUCAUUAGGACUGCCGAGGGUGAGCUUCGCCCGGCAGAGCAGGAACACAUCAACAGACGGUUCCGAGUGGUUCACGAGAGACGCAAUCGCGAGCGUCCUGAAUCAAAAGAUGAGGGACCAUCCAUGAGGAUGGACAAAGGCAAGGGUAUUGAUCCUCGCAAUUGGGGUAAUGCAGAGAUCGCUCUGGAGGAUCUUGACAUAGAAGCUCAGAAACGAGCCUACGCGAUCCUGGCCAAUCCAAUGGCCUUGUUCUUGAAUGAGGCAGGCAAUCCAUUGAGUAUUGACAAGCAACGGGAGGCCCUGGAAUAUUGGGGCAGUCUUCAUAAGGUGCCCCAGUCUGGCGGACAAGAGGUUGAAACUGAGGUCCCUAGGGCAGCAGAGGCCGGCUUAUAUACAUGGGGAGAUAAGGGCAGGCUGUGCGCGCUGGUCUGUGCGCAGCAUGCUGACGCGGCCCCGGGGGCCGUAGAUAAUGACGCGUCCAUAUCGGGCAUGUAG
This is a messenger RNA of Postia placenta MAD-698-R-SB12, 1210 nucleotides long. RefSeq lists its product as hypothetical. The record is from RefSeq and is a predicted model, not a curated record. The transcript has 3 exons. Bases 206 to 1210 code for a protein of 334 amino acids. Lineage: Eukaryota; Fungi; Basidiomycota; Agaricomycetes; Polyporales; Adustoporiaceae.